Melitaea cinxia (Glanville fritillary) is the source of this 3246-nucleotide messenger RNA. RefSeq lists its product as uncharacterized. Gene Ontology annotation, cellular component: nucleus. NCBI's taxonomy places the organism in Eukaryota, Metazoa, Arthropoda, Insecta, Lepidoptera, Nymphalidae. The transcript is spliced from 23 exons. Bases 1 to 3246 code for a protein of 1081 amino acids. The record is from RefSeq and is a predicted model, not a curated record.
AUGGCGUCAAAGAUAGUUUUUAAAAUAAGCAAGUAUCGAGCUACUUUAACUAUUAAACAAGCUCCCUGUGCGUUUUGUCACCGAAUGGUCGAUGAAGAAACUACUUAUGGCAAGUUAUAUAAAAUCGGCGAUAUACAUUGUCAUUACUUUUGCGUGCUGCUGUCCUGCUGCUUGAUACAGAAAGGUAGAGACGAAGAUGGCCUCUUUGGUUUUCUAUAUCCCGAUAUAUUGGCUGAAAUCGAAAGGAGCAAGAAGCAUAAAUGUUCGUAUUGUUCACGUGAAGGCGCAACGUUAGGCUGUAGUGUCACUCAAUGUAGGAAGCAAUUCCAUCUACCUUGCGGACGGGAAAGGCAUGCUGUUUCAUUGUUUUAUGGGAAUUAUAAGACAUUCUGCAAGGAUCACGCUCCAAAACAAAAAAUAACAGAAGACGUCAUGGCUAAAGCAAAGCUACGGUUAUCUGUGAUUAGAAAAAUGAAACGCGAAAAGGGCACAUCUAACCUGAAGUAUGCUAAAAAGCAGAACUCUUCAGAAAAUCAACCCGAACUCCAGUCUGUAUGUGUAAUAUGCUAUGAGGCAGUGGAUGGAUUUCCAACGACGCAAACUUUCUGGCCUCCGUGCUGUGCGAGAGACGCGUGGUUUCAUAGGAGUUGUUUAGAGAGAAUGGCCCUAAGUGCUGGCGUCCACUACUUAAAGUGUCCAUUAUGCAAUGAUAAAGAAAACUUUUACAAAGCAGUCCUCAGCCAAGGAUAUUAUAUACCAGAUAGAGAUGCCGCUUGGGAAUUAGAACAGAAUGCAUUUUCUGAUAUAUACGAGCGACCAAUUGUAUGCACAGUUGAAGAUUGCAAGUGUCCGAAUGGAAGGAAAUUUGAUGCUGAUUACGGAGAGUGGGACAUCGAGCUGUGCGUGCUGUGCGGCGGCGGCGGCGCGCACGCGGGCUGCGGCGGCGGCGUGCGCGUGUGCGCGGCCUGCGCGCCCGCCGCGCCCGCGCCGCCGCGCCUGCAGCUGCUGGCGCAGAUGCGCGUGUGCGCGGCCUGCGCGCCCGCCGCGCCCGCGCCGCCGCGCCUGCAGCUGCUGGCGCAGAUGCGCGUGUGCGCGGCCUGCGCGCCCGCCGCGCCCGCGCCGCCGCGCCUGCAGCUGCUGGCGCAGAUGCGCGUGUGCGCGGCCUGCGCGCCCGCCGCGCCCGCGCCGCCGCGCCUGCAGCUGCUGGCGCAGAUGCGCGUGUGCGCGGCCUGCGCGCCCGCCGCGCCCGCGCCGCCGCGCCUGCAGCUGCUGGCGCAGAUGCGCGUGUGCGCGGCCUACGCGCCCGCCGCGCCCGCGCCGCCGCGCCUGCAGCUGCUGGCGCAGAUGCGCGUGUGCGCGGCCUACGCGCCCGCCGCGCCCGCGCCGCCGCGCCUGCAGCUGCUGGCGCAGAGGCGCGUGUGCGCGGCCUGCGCGCCCGCCGCGCCCGCGCCGCCGCGCCUGCAGCUGCUGGCGCAGAUGCGCGUGUGCGCGGCCUGCGCGCCCGCCGCGCCCGCGCCGCCGCGCCUGCAGCUGCUGGCGCAGAUGCGCGUGUGCGCGGCCUGCGCGCCCGCCGCGCCCGCGCCGCCGCGCCUGCAGCUGCUGGCGCAGAUGCGCGUGUGCGCGGCCUGCGCGCCCGCCGCGCCCGCGCCGCCGCGCCUGCAGCUGCUGGCGCAGAUACCUCUGCCCUCACAAAGUAACGGUACACAGAGACACAGAGCGGGACCGAUCAUGCCUAGUCGGAUGUCGCUGAGGCGGACAAAAGGCAGACAGAUACGGGAGAAUGCGUCUUCCACGUCGAACUGUAAUAAAACCGAAGUAAUAAACGUUAAAACAGAAGUAAAUGAUGAUUCGAGUGCAACCGAAUUGGGUCGUCGUGAACUCAAUUUAAAAUCACCGAAGAGGCGUAUCACAAAAGAAUCGUCAUUAAGAAAUGUCGAAAAGAAAAUAUUUUCACCGUUUAAACUAUUGGAGAAAGAUUUAUAUGAAAAAAUCUGUGAUAAUAGAUUUGAACUGGAUCAGAAAGUAUUGGAUGAAGUGCAAAAAAAGUUUAAAAGGCCGAAACCUUUGACUGUAAAGAAAAAAAUUGUCAAUGAAAUAUUAGAAAACUUUUUAAAUAAUAUAUCCAAAGAGAACAUGAAGACGAAGGAGCCUAUCAAGGAGUGGAACUCGCCUAAAAAGACUUAUGACAAGGAAAAUGAUACAGAGGUAUGUAUUCUAACGAUUCAGGGUGUAACAUCCCAUGGUGAUAAAAAUAAAUUAAAUGCCAUAUUAACAAACGAAAUUGCAAUGAAGAAAAAAGUACCAGACAUAAUAAACGAGAACUUACAAUCUGAGACGAUGGAAGUAUUUAAAGAAAUAAACAUGUCCAAAAGUAUAUCGAAUCAAGACGAUGACACCAACAGCACUUUCCAUUUACCGGCCGAGUUUAUAGCGGAUUACAGCAGCGAUCAAAGCUUACCAAUGUUCGAUACGCCGAAAAAAUUAAAAAAAGUCAACAUAGAAAAUGAUAGAAUGGAAAUAUCAACAAGCGAUCAAAUAAUUAACAUUGAUUUAGUUAAAAUUCAAAACGAUGAGUGUGUAAGAGACGUAAUAAUACCGGAGAAAGCCGGGAAAUGUGCUUUAAAGUUCAGUACGUUCGAUAAAGAAGUACUUGAGAAGAAUAACGUUGAUAUAGACGUUGAAUCUUUUAAGAAUCAGUAUUUGAAUGAAGUUGAUAGACAAUUCAACGGUAUAUCUAAACAGAUUAAUGUAGAAAAUUGUGAUUUAUCAAGUAUGGUAUGUAAUGAAGAUAUAAUAAAGGAUUCUCCUAAAAAAUCUGCAAAACGAAAGCUACCAAGGGAUAGCGUUGCCAGUAAACGCAGAAAAACUACCAAAAUGGAUCAUGAAACGGAUAAAAAUAUCGACGAUAGAAAGCGUAAAAUUAAAAAAAACAGCAAAUCGAAACGAAAUCGUACGAACAAAACUGAAUUGUCAAUUAGAAAUAAGAAUAUCAAUUUGAAAAUUAAAUGGAAAAAUGAGGAGUUGAAUCUGAAAAUAUCAAAAGCCAAGAAAAAAUCGAGGAAAGACAAAACAAAAGUCUUAAAGCAGUACGUUUUGAAGUACUUCAAUCAAAAUAAUCAAAAUGGUGUCAUCGGUAAGCCCGAUGUUGAUGUAGUUCCAAUUAAAAGACAGUAUGUAAAAAUGGAAAAGUCUCCGGAUAACAUGAAACAAAUGUCUAUUGAUAGCUUUUUUAAGAGAAACCAUUAA